CUGCAGGACCAGGGCAUGCUGGGCUCCGGCGCCGAGGACAUCGCCCAGUUCCUCCAGCAGGAGGACCGCCUGGACACAUUCAACAAGGAGGUGAUGUACUGCUACGUGGACCAGCUGGACUUCUGCGGGCGGGACUUCGUCUCCGCGCUGAGGGCCUUUCUGGAGGGCUUCAGGCUGCCGGGGGAGGCCCAGAAAAUCGACCGGCUGAUGGAGAAGUUUGCCGCCCGCUACCUGGAACAGACGCUGUUUGCCAGUGCGGACACGGCUUAUGUGCUGGCCUACUCCAUAAUAAUGCUCACCACAGACCUGCACAGUCCUCAGGUGAAAAACAAGAUGACCAAGGAGCAGUACAUCAAAAUGAACCGCGGGAUCAACGACAGUAAGGACCUGCCCGAGGAGUACCUCUCCUCCAUAUACGACGAGAUCGCCGGCAAAAAGAUCGCCAUGAAGGAGAGCAAAGAGUUCUCCAUCACGCCCAAAUCCGGCAAGCAG
Messenger RNA from Menidia menidia (Atlantic silverside), 492 nucleotides. The record is from the annotation of a GenBank genome assembly. NCBI's taxonomy places the organism in Eukaryota, Metazoa, Chordata, Actinopteri, Atheriniformes, Atherinopsidae.